Molecule: messenger RNA, 3473 nt
Organism: Patiria miniata (bat star)
Lineage: Eukaryota; Metazoa; Echinodermata; Asteroidea; Valvatida; Asterinidae
Exons: 7
Coding region: 384-1574 (396 amino acids)
Biological process (GO): immune response
Cellular component (GO): membrane
Molecular function (GO): receptor ligand activity; tumor necrosis factor receptor binding
Source: RefSeq, a predicted model, not a curated record
GGCGCGAACAAUAGCUGCUCACCUGGGAGCCAUUACCUUGCAAAACCCAGUAUCGACGCCCUUUGUGCCUACCCUGUAAAUUUUAUUACGCAGUUCAGAAUUCCGUACUGUGACACAGAGUGCUUCGCCUUGCACGCAGCACAUCGGCGUGCAAUAUUGUGCAAAUGUUGGCCGGAGAUCUUCGGCAAUGCUCGAUCGAAAUCCUCGCACGAUAGAGAACGGCAAGAUGUCAGAGCAAGACACCGAAGAAGAGCCUUAGCUAUCCGCAGCUGCAGGAGGAUACCUCGAGUAGACUAUAGAGAGUUAGGUAAUACUCCAAGUAAGGUGCAAUAGUUUGAAGUCUCGAGCUGAAAAAAAAUUCGCAGGGUUUUGUUUGUUUCAUCAUGACUAAGUCUCAUCCGUAUCAACGCCUGGUCGAUCCGGAGGUGUGCCGGGCAAAGUCGGCUGCCGGUCUGAGCCGCACUGUCAACGCGGUGCUGGUGGUGGGAGUGGUAGCCGUGCUGUUAACGGUCGUGGUCAUCGGGUCUCUUCUGGCGUAUGUGUACCUACUGUCCGCUGAACCUUGUUCUUCAUCGUCGGCCGGUAUCCAGCCAUGUUCAUCUCCAGGGCUGGCCUCUUCUUCCUCGGUGGAUGUCGACAAGUUGCUGGAGAGGCUGGACUCCCUUGAGCGGGAAGUUGCCGCGUUGAAGUCCGAGUGCCGACGUUGGUCUUCGUCGGAUAGCGGACAUGACAACCAGCAAUCGUCUGACCAAGGGAGUUCUGCACCAGAGCCGACCACCUUUCUGCAAGAAGACGUGCAAGGAAAGAUGUCACCCGAAGAAUCUCCCUCGUCGACAAUUAUUCCAACAUGGCCGACAAUUCCAACAAGGCCGCCGCUUGACGACGACCUGGCGUUGACUCUGGCGUUGAACUCCGACCUGGAGUUGUCACCUCGCCAGCAGCAUCGUAACCCUAGUUCAAAAAAUCGCAUGAAACGGCGACGCGAAGAGUCUCCAGACGACAUAGCCCAGCCCUUGGAGGAAGAGGAAAGGGGUGAUGGCGGCCGAGGGGACGGGAAGAAGAAACGGGACAAGAGGUGUAAACAUUGCAUCGAUAAUGACAAGCCUGUGAUGAAAGGCAUCGGAACAGAUGAUGCUUUGCAAGCUCGUGUGCUCAUGUUUGGAAAGGCAGCUCAUGUCCACGGAAACCGAGACGGCAACAUCCCAAUCCCUGGUGACGGAUGGAUAAGAGGUCCUCAAAUGUGGGAAAUGUCACCCAGCGCAGGGGAGUUCGUUUCGCUCAGCAUUGUGGGCAGUGUCACCGUUCAUGAGAGUGGCUGGUAUUACGUCUACAGUCAGGUCCUUUUCUACGAUUCAAACAACACAGUUGGCCAAAGCAUCUGCAUCAACGGCCAGCCGCGCUUCACGUGCGUCAAGUCCAACAUCAGUGCUGAUGCCAAGCAGAGCACGUGCUACAUAGGCGGAGUAGUGCACAUGUCAGAAGAUGAUCAGAUUGCCAUCAAGCUGUCUAUUCCCAACGUGACUGUCGCCCUCUAUGCGGAUACCACCUACUUUGGAUUGUUCAGGGUCGCUUAGAGCUUUGCACCCGUACCUUAAUUGAUCUAUAUGUUUAGAGGUCCAAACGAAUUAAUUAUCAAUGAUUCACAGAACUGCAUAACUCAAUCACUGAGACUGGACAUGUAUUAAAAAAAAAAAUCGAUAGUAGCUGUUUCAGACUCAGAUCCAGAUACUUUUUGAGAAAAAGGUGAAAUCUCCUGCAGAAGCCUUUGACGUACGGCAUGCAAAGCACAAAGGCAGAGGAUUUUUAUCCUAGAUUGAGACGUAAUACGCAGUCGUAAAUUUUCAUUACUGACUGUCCACUAUGUUAACUGUAUUGAUGGUCACUUUACCAUAGUGUCAUGCAUAUUCACUAUUCAAGGGUUUGCCUUGGGUCAGCGGCCUAUACAGUCAUGGUCAGUACAGGGGUGAAUUUAAAAAAAUCGAAUACCCGACCCAUGGUCUCAAGAUGUUUAGCUUUGCGGGUUGGAAAAAACUGAGCCAAUGGAGAUGUCUGUUCAAUAGGUUGGUAUUAAUUGGAAUGGUAACUUUUGCUAACCUUUCCACACUGCCUUAAUACCCAGUAAGUGUAAGUACCUUAUUUUUUUGUAUAAUAUUGGAAGUGGCAUAUACGUAGACGAGCAGGGCGCCACCUGGAGGUUACAACAGAGAGGUCAUUAUCUCAGCGCACCAUGGGAAACAAGUCGACAAGAGUUUUCUCUUUUCUUUUGGUGGGGGAUGAAAAUAGUGGCUAUAUCGACGAAGUUCCCUGAUGAAUUUGUCUCUGAGUGAUAGAAAAUACAAACAAAUGAAGUUUAUGCACGUACCUGCGGGAUAGGUUAUACUCAGAAUGUCGACUAUUAGGUAAGAAACUGGUAUCUUGGUGGUGCAUUUUGGCGACUAUAAUAGUUUGCGAAUAACUUGCAAUAAUACCCAAGGGCGGCAAUCUGCGGAGUAAGGUUGGUACACGUAAAAAGGUUUUAACUUGGGCCUAUUUAAUUAUAUAUCUUGCCGCCCUUGAUAACGCAUCAUGUAUUCAGAGCAUUGUUGUAUUCAAUGUAUAUGUAUAUCAUUGCAGCUAGGACUAUCAAAACAAGAUGUGUAAUCGGGCUAUAAACAGAGAAGUAACUUAAAUGUUGGCUAGACUAGGAGUGGUUGUACUGAUAAUGAUGGUCAUUUCAUAAUUAAUGGUGAGACAAAACAGGUCGAAGGGGUUGUAUGGGUAUAGAAGCUUAUUCAUUGUAUAUUUUGUAUAAAUGCUGACAAAGUUUCGAAGCUUGCUCUGUAUAAAUUAUGUGAAGCUUGCAAGCCACAUUAUGUGCGCACUGUCAACCCGACUAAACUCAUCUUGCACAUUAAACCCCUUGGCCCUUUUUGCAUAGGAACCAACCUCAAUCCUCCAAAUUUUGCACUUACAAAAUGUAUUUCAAAUGAAGGAUACUCACUGCCUCAAACCUUCAAAAUCCUCCCAAAGCCCAGCCUCUCAAAAUGCAUUCAGCCUCAUCCCUCCAAAAUCAACCAAUACUGAAUGGCCAUGUGCCCUCAAUCCCGAUCCUCCAAAAUUGUAUGUUGCAUUCAGCCUCCAAAAUCCUCCAAAACUGCCCGGAGGACUCUGGAGGAUUGAGGAAUGUUGGGGUUAACGCCGUGUGCAAAGCGAACCGUUUCACGAAUACCGCCAUCUUUGUGGUCACGUGGUUUUCGCAGGCGUCAUUUCAAUAGAAGUACGUCCCAUGGCAUGACGGGAUAUAUUUCUUUUGAAAUACCUCCUUAGAUUACCAUGGCGACCACAAAAAUGGCAGUAUCUGUAAAACGUUGUAUUCGAAUGGGCCAGACCUCCAAAGCACUAGUUACCCUCUUAAUGUAUAUUAUACAAAUAAUGAAUGUUUGUGAGUGCAAUGGUAAGAAUAAUUUCAUGAGGUGACAGAUGAAAUGUUCCAU